Molecule: messenger RNA, 219 nt
Organism: Arctia plantaginis
Lineage: Eukaryota; Metazoa; Arthropoda; Insecta; Lepidoptera; Erebidae
Source: the annotation of a GenBank genome assembly
AUGGUAUACGAACAAGCGCGCUCGUCUAUGCUUCUGGGCGGGCGGGAAGGUGUUAGGGCGGCCACAGCGAUCAGCAUCGGCGCGACGCUGCCGCCCAAGGCGCGCCCGAUACCAGGGACACAGAAAACACUAGGAGCUGUUAUAGCACGUGCGUCGGGACGUAAUGCGCAUGCCCGCGCGGCGUCGGGGAAAGCUCGAGAAAAGCUACGAGAGCGAUAA